This is a messenger RNA of Lepus europaeus (European hare), 4866 nucleotides long. RefSeq names its product ALK receptor tyrosine kinase (gene ALK). The transcript has 29 exons. Bases 1 to 4866 code for a protein of 1621 amino acids. Gene Ontology annotation, molecular function: ATP binding; transmembrane receptor protein tyrosine kinase activity; protein binding. Gene Ontology annotation, cellular component: membrane; signaling receptor complex. The record is from RefSeq and is a predicted model, not a curated record. Lineage: Eukaryota; Metazoa; Chordata; Mammalia; Lagomorpha; Leporidae. Gene Ontology annotation, biological process: regulation of cell population proliferation; positive regulation of kinase activity; cell surface receptor protein tyrosine kinase signaling pathway.
AUGCGAGCCAUCGGGCUCCUGUGGCUGCUACCGCCGCUGCUCUCGGCGGCCGCCUCUAGCUCCGGGGCCGCAGUCGGCCAGCGCGCGGGCUCUCCGGCCGUGGGUCCGCCUCUGCAGCCCCGGGAGCCGCUCAGCUACUCGCGCCUACAGAGGAAGAGCCUGGCGGUGGACUUCGUGGUGCCCUCGCUCUUCCGCGUCUACGCCCGGGAUCUGCUGCUGCCGCCGCCGCCGCCUCCGCCGUCCCCCCCGGAGCCAAGGGCUGGCCGGGCGGAGGAGCACGGAUCGCUGGCCCUUGACUGCGCCCCGCUGCUCAGGCUGCUGGGACCGCCGCCUGGGGUGUCCUGGGCACCCGCGGCCCCGACGCUGUCCAGGGUGCUGAAGGGCGGCUCUGUGCGCAAGCUCCGGCGCGCCAAGCAGCUGGUGCUGGAGCUGGGAGAGGAGGCGAUCCUGGAGGGCUGCCUGGGACCGCCCGAGGAGGCGGCCGCCGGGCUGCUCCAGUUCAACCUCAGCGAGCUGUUCAGCUGGUGGAUUCGCCACGGCGAGGGGCGGCUGAGAGUCCGUCUGAUGCCCGAGAAGAAGGCGUCGGAAGGGGGCCGAGAGGGAAGGCUGUCUGCGGCCAUCCGCGCCUCCCAGCCACGCCUUCUCUUCCAGAUCCUAGGCGCCGGUCCCAGCUCUUUGGAAUCACCAACAAACAUGCCUUCUCCUCCUCCUGACUAUUUCUCAUGGAAUCUGACCUGGAUAAUGAAAGAUUCCUUCCCUUUCCUGUCUCAUCGCAGCCGAUAUGGUCUGGAGUGCAGCUUCGACUUCCCCUGUGAACUGGAGUAUUCGCCUCCACUACACGACCUGAGGAACCAGAGCUGGUCGUGGCGCCGCGUCCCCUCUGAGGAGGCCUCCCAGAUGGACUUUCUGGAUGGACCCGAGGCAGAGCGCUCUAAGGAGAGGCCCAGAGGCUCCUUCCUCCUCCUCAACACCUCAGCAGACUCCAAACACACCAUCCUGAGCCCGUGGAUGAGGAGCAGCAGUGAGCACUGCACGCUGGCCGUCUCGGUGCACAGGCACCUGCAGCCCUCUGGGAGGUAUGUGGCCCAGCUGCUGCCCCACAACGAGCCUGGAAGAGAGAUCCUCCUGGUGCCCACUCCAGGGAAGCAUGGGUGGACAGUGCUGCAGGGAAGAAUUGGGCGCCCAGAGAACCCGUUCCGAGUGGCCCUGGAAUACAUCUCCAGUGGGAACCGAAGCUUGUCUGCGGUGGACUUCUUCGCCCUGAAGAACUGCAGUGAAGGGACAUCCCCCGGCUCCAAGAUGGCGCUGCAGAGUUCCUUCACUUGUUGGAACGGGACAGUUCUCCAGCUUGGGCGGGCCUGCGACUUCCACCAGGACUGCGCCCAGGGAGAAGACGAGGGCCAGCUGUGCAGUAAACUCCCUGCUGGCUUUUACUGCAACUUCGAGGAUGGCUUGUGUGGCUGGACCCAAGGCAUACUCUCGUCCCGUGUGCCUCGGUGGCAGGUCAGGACCCUCAAGGAUGCCCGGUCCCAGGACCACCAAGGCCACGCCCUGCUGCUCAGCACCACCGACGCCCCCUCAUCUGAAAGCGCUACAAUGACCAGUGUUACGUUUCCCGCGCCAAUGAAGAACUCUCCCUGUGAGCUCCGAAUGGCCUGGCUCAUCCGUGGAGUCUUGAGGGGAAACGUGUCCUUGGUGCUGGUGGAGAAUAAGACUGGGAGGGAACAAAGCAGGAUCCUCUGGCACGGUGCUCCCAGUGAUGGCCUGAGCCUGUGGCAGUGGGCAGUGUUGCCGCUCCUCGACGUGUCCGACAGGUUCUGGCUCCAGAUGGUCGCAUGGUGGGAACAAGGAUCCAGAGCUACCGUGGCCUUCGACAACAUCUCCAUCAGCCUGGACUGCUACCUCACCAUCAGUGGAGAGGACAAAACUCUACAGAGCGCGGAACCCAGAUCAAGAAAUCUGUUUGAUGGUAGCCCAAACAAGGAGUCGAAACCCAGGGAGGCCACACCAAGGACCCCCACCUUUGACCCUACAGUUCACUGGCUGUUCACAACGUGCGGGGCCAGCGGGCCCCAUGGCCCCACGCAGGCCCAGUGCAACAACGCCUACCAGAAUUCCAACCAGAGUGUGGUGGUGGGGAGCGAAGGCCCCCUGAAGGGCAUCCAGAUCUGGACAGUGCCAGCCACCGACACCUACAGCAUCUCGGGCUACGGAGCCGCUGGCGGGAAAGGCGGGAAGAACACCAUGAUGCGGUCCCACGGUGUGUCUGUGUUGGGCAUCUUCAACCUGGAGAAGGACGACACGCUCUACAUCCUGGUCGGGCAGCAGGGCGAGGACGCCUGCCCCAGCACAAACCAGUUAAUUCAGAAAGUCUGCAUUGGCGAGAAUAACGUGAUAGAGGAAGAGAUCCGUGUGAACAGAAGCGUGCACGAGUGGGCAGGAGGAGGAGGAGGGGGGGGUGGAGCCACCUAUGUGUUUAAGAUGAAGGAUGGUGUGCCCGUGCCCCUGAUCAUUGCGGCCGGCGGUGGCGGCAGGGCCUACGGGGCCAAGACAGACACCUUCCACCCAGAGAGACUGGAAAAUAACUCCUCGGUCCUGGGGCUGAACGGCAACUCCGGAGCCGCAGGUGGCGGAGGUGGCUGGAAUGAUAACACUUCCUUGCUCUGGGCUGGAAAGUCUUUGCUGGAGGGAGCCACCGGAGGACAUUCCUGCCCCCAGGCCAUGAAGAAGUGGGGGUGGGAGACAAGAGGGGGUUUCGGAGGGGGUGGAGGGGGGUGCUCCUCCGGUGGAGGAGGCGGAGGAUACAUAGGCGGCAACGCAGCCUCAAACAAUGACCCUGAGAUGGAUGGGGAAGAUGGGAUUUCAUUUAUCAGUCCACUGGGCAUCCUGUACACCCCAGCUUUGAAAGUGAUGGAGGGCCAUGGGGAAGUGAACAUUAAACAUUACCUAAACUGCAGUCACUGUGAGGUAGACGAGUGUCACAUGGACCCCGAGACCCACAAGGUCAUCUGCUUCUGUGACCAUGGAACGGUGCUGGCCCAGGACGGUGUCUCCUGCGUUGUGUCACCCACCGCGGAGCCCCACCUGCCACUGUCACUGAUCCUCUCCGUGGUCACCUCUGCCCUAGUGGCCGCCCUUGUCCUGGCUUUCUCAGGCAUCAUGGUUGUGUACCGCCGGAAGCACCAGGAGCUGCAGGCCAUGCAGAUGGAGCUGCAGAGCCCCGAGUACAAGCUGAGCAAGCUCCGCACCGCGACCAUCAUGACCGACUACAACCCCAACUACUGCUUCGCUGGCAAGACCUCCUCCAUCAGCGACCUAAAGGAGGUGCCCCGGAAGAACAUCACCCUCAUCCGGGGCCUGGGCCACGGCGCGUUUGGGGAGGUGUAUGAAGGCCAGGUGUCUGGAAUGCCCAAUGACCCGAGCCCCCUGCAGGUGGCUGUGAAGACCCUGCCUGAGGUGUGUUCAGAACAGGACGAGCUGGAUUUCCUCAUGGAGGCCCUGAUCAUCAGCAAAUUCAACCACCAGAACAUCGUGCGCUGCAUCGGCGUCAGUCUGCAGGCCCUGCCCCGGUUCAUCCUGCUGGAGCUCAUGGCGGGAGGAGACCUCAAGUCCUUCCUGCGGGAGACCCGCCCUCGCCCGAAUCAGCCCUCCUCCCUGGCCAUGCUGGACCUGCUGCACGUGGCUCGGGACAUUGCCUGUGGCUGUCAGUAUCUAGAGGAAAACCACUUCAUCCACCGGGACAUUGCUGCCAGGAACUGCCUCUUGACCUGUCCAGGCACGGGAAGAGUGGCCAAGAUCGGAGACUUUGGAAUGGCCCGAGACAUCUACAGAGCGAGCUACUACAGGAAGGGAGGCUGUGCAAUGCUGCCAGUUAAGUGGAUGCCCCCGGAGGCCUUCAUGGAGGGGAUAUUUACCUCUAAAACAGACACGUGGUCCUUCGGAGUGCUGCUCUGGGAAAUAUUCUCUCUCGGAUACAUGCCAUACCCCAGCAAAAGCAACCAGGAGGUCCUGGAGUUUGUCACCAGCGGAGGCCGGAUGGACCCACCCAAGAACUGCCCGGGGCCUGUAUACCGGAUAAUGACUCAGUGCUGGCAACAUCAACCAGAAGACAGGCCCAACUUCGCCAUAAUAUUGGAGAGGAUUGAAUAUUGUACCCAGGACCCAGACGUAAUCAACACUGCCCUGCCCAUAGAAUACGGGCCCCUGGUGGAAGAGGAGGAAAAGGUGCCCAUGCGGCCCAAGGACCCCGAGGGGGUCCCUCCGCUGCUGGUGGCUCCAGCGCAGGCCAAGCGGGAGGAGGCGCCCGUCGCAGCCGCGCCCGCCGCCCUGCCCGCCGCUUCGUCUGGCAAAGCCGUGAAGAAGCCCGCAGCCGCCGCCGAGGCCCCCGCGCGCGCCCGCCGAGGCCCCGCCGUGGGAGGGGGACACGUGAACGUGGCCUUUGCGCAGUCCAACCCGCCAUCGGAGCUGCACAAGGGCCAGGGGUCCAGAAACAAGCCGACCAGCCUGUGGAACCCGACGUACGGCUCGUGGUUCGCGGAGAAGCCCGCCCGAAAGAACAAUGCCCCGGCCAAGAAGGAGCCCCUGGACACCAGGGGGCACGUGGGGCGCGCGGCCGGCUGUACUGUCCCGCCCGGCGUGGCGCCCGGCCGCCUGGCCGGGGCCUCGCUGCUGCUGGAGCCGUCGGCGCUCACCGCCGGCAUGAAGGAGGUGCCGCUGUUCCGGCUGCGCCACUUCCCCUGCGGGAACGUCAACUACGGCUACCAGCAGCAGGGCCUGCCCCUGGAGGCCACGGCGGCCCCUGGCGCCGGCCACUACGAGGACACCAUCCUGAAAGCCAAGGGCAGCGGCAAGCAGCCCGGGCCCUGA